This is a messenger RNA of Colletotrichum scovillei, 576 nucleotides long. RefSeq lists its product as uncharacterized. Lineage: Eukaryota; Fungi; Ascomycota; Sordariomycetes; Glomerellales; Glomerellaceae. Bases 1 to 576 code for a protein of 191 amino acids. The transcript has 2 exons. The record is from RefSeq and is a predicted model, not a curated record.
AUGGGUUCCGCUCCUCGCCUCGGCGCCCUCGGGCACACCUUCACCGCCAUGCGCGCCAUGCAGUUCGUUUCUUUGGUGUCCAUAAUCGGCAUGGUCUCCAACUUUAUUUCGGAGAUUAACGGUGCUGAUGCCGUUCCGCCUUCCGUCUUGAUCGGCACGCUCGUUAUUUCCUGCAUCGCAACCCUCUACAUCUCAAUCACCUACAUCCUCUACUACGACAACAUGCUCCCCCUCCUCCUCGCCGCCGGCGCAGACACUUUCUUGCUGAUCGCCGUCAUCGUCGUCGCCUGCCUCCUAGGCAAACCCCUCUCCUACCUAGACUGCGCCGCCCUGCCCAAGUCCAGCGGCAGCACCGCCAACUUCAUGGCUUCCGUGACGGCCAACAUCAACACGGGCUCCGCGCUCAACUACUUCAUCUGGGUCGGCGCCGACCAGGGCACGUGCUACGCUAUCAAGGCCGUCUGGGGUCUGUCGAUUGCGCUGUGUGUGCUGUUCGCGUUCAGCGCUGUGACGACUGUCUGCCUCUGGCGCAGGGUGAAGCUUGCGCCUGCGGGGGUCAAGGAUAUUGAGGGUUGA